This is a messenger RNA of Talpa occidentalis (Iberian mole), 640 nucleotides long. RefSeq names its product surfactant protein C (gene SFTPC). Gene Ontology annotation, cellular component: extracellular region; alveolar lamellar body. Lineage: Eukaryota; Metazoa; Chordata; Mammalia; Eulipotyphla; Talpidae. The transcript is spliced from 6 exons. Bases 22 to 594 code for a protein of 190 amino acids. Gene Ontology annotation, biological process: respiratory gaseous exchange by respiratory system. The record is from RefSeq and is a predicted model, not a curated record.
GGAGAAAGCAUUUGCUGCAAGAUGGAUGUGAGCAGCAAAGAGGUCUUGAUGGAGAGCCCACCGGACUACUCAGCAGCACCCCAGAGCCGGCUUAAGAUCCCCUGCUGCCCCCCGAAACUGAAAAGCCUUCUCAUCGUGGUUGUGGUGGUCGUUCUGGUCGUUGUAGUGAUUGUAGGGGCCCUGCUCAUGGGUCUUCACAUGAGCCAGAAGCACACUGAGAUGGUCCUCGAGAUGAGCAUUGGUGGGCCGGAAGCCCAGCAACGCCUGGCCCUGAGCGAGCGCCUGGGUGCCACGGCCACAUUCUCCAUCGGCUCCACUGGCAUUGCUGUCUACGACUACCAACGGCUCCUGAUUGCCUACAAAGCAGCCCCGGGAACCUGUUGCUACAUCAUGAAGAUGGCUCCGGAGAGUAUCCCCAGUCUUGAGGCUCUCACUAGAAAAUUCCAAAACUUCCAGUUCAAGCCUGAAGGGCCUACCUCUAAGCUAGGCCAGGAGGAGGGCAGUGACCCAGGCUCAGCAUCCUCCAGGGAACUGGCCCUCCUGGGCAUCACCAUGAACACCCUGUGUGGAGAGGUGCCCGUCCGCUACAUCUAGGAUUCAUCAGGGCCCGUGGAAACCCCGGGAAGGAAGGAAAGACCCG